Molecule: messenger RNA, 4200 nt
Organism: Tachyglossus aculeatus (Australian echidna)
Lineage: Eukaryota; Metazoa; Chordata; Mammalia; Monotremata; Tachyglossidae
Gene: ARRDC3
Product: arrestin domain containing 3
Exons: 8
Coding region: 155-1471 (438 amino acids)
Biological process (GO): protein transport
Cellular component (GO): cytoplasm
Source: RefSeq, a predicted model, not a curated record
GAGCUGAGCGGUAGCGGGGAGCGAGCAGCGUGUACUGCUGGCACUUUUUAAGUCUCAAUGUGAGAACUCCACUGAUCUUGCCUGCAAGCUUCCCCCCCCACCCUUUUUCCUUGCACGGCACAGUCAUCGAUCGGUGUUAAAGAUCGCAUUUUAUAUGAGAUCUUGCCCUUUUUUUUUUUUGCGUGUGCGUCUCUUACAUUCUAUUUUUAUAGACUUUGCUAUAACCAUGGUGCUGGGGAAGGUGAAGAGUUUGACAAUAAGCUUCGACUGUCUCAAUGACAGCAACGUCCCCGUGUACUCCAGUGGGGAUACGGUCUCAGGAAGGGUAAAUUUAGAAGUAACUGGGGAAAUCAGAGUGAAAUCUCUUAAGAUCCACGCGAGAGGACACGCGAAAGUACGCUGGACUGAAUCGAGGAAUGCUGGAUCCAACACUGCCUACACACAGAAUUACACUGAAGAAGUAGAAUAUUUCAACCAUAAAGACAUCUUGAUUGGGCACGAAAGAGAUGAUGACAAUUCAGAAGAAGGCCUCAACACUAUUCAUUCAGGAAGGCACGAAUAUGCAUUCAGCUUUGAGCUUCCACAGACACCACUUGCUACCUCAUUCGAAGGCAGACACGGCAGUGUGCGCUAUUGGGUGAAAGCCGAAUUGCACAGGCCUUGGCUCCUACCAGUAAAAUUAAAGAAGGAAUUUACAGUCUUUGAACAUAUAGAUAUCAACACUCCUUCAUUACUGUCACCCCAGGCAGGCACAAAAGAAAAGACUCUCUGUUGCUGGUUUUGUACCUCAGGCCCAAUAUCCUUAAGUGCCAAAAUUGAAAGGAAGGGCUAUACCCCAGGUGAAUCAAUUCAGAUAUUUGCUGAGAUUGAGAACUGUUCUUCCCGUAUGGUGGUGCCAAAGGCAGCCAUUUACCAAACACAGGCCUUCUAUGCCAAAGGGAAAAUGAAGGAAGUCAAACAACUUGUUGCCAACUUGCGGGGGGAAUCCCUGUCAUCUGGGAAAACAGAGACGUGGAAUGGCAAGUUACUGAAGAUUCCGCCUGUUUCCCCCUCUAUCCUGGACUGUAGCAUAAUCCGUGUGGAAUAUUCACUAAUGGUCUAUGUGGACAUUCCUGGAGCAAUGGAUUUGUUUCUUAAUUUACCACUUGUUAUCGGAACUAUUCCGCUGCAUCCGUUUGGCAGUAGAACAUCAAGUGUUAGCAGCCAGUGUAGCAUGAAUAUGACCUGGCUUGGUCUCACCCUGCCUGAAAGACCAGAAGCCCCACCCAGCUAUGCAGAAGUGGUAACCGAGGAACAGAGGCAGAACAAUCUUGCGCCAGUCACUGCUUGUGACGAUUUUGAGCGGGCUCUACAGGGACCACUGUUUGCAUAUAUUCAGGAGUUCCGGUUUUUACCUCCACCUCUCUAUUCUGAGAUUGAUCCAAACCCAGAUCAACCAACGGAAGACAGACCAUCCUGCCCCUCUCGUUGAAGAACAACUUUACCAACCGAGUUGACUUGGGUUCCGAACUGAAUCUCUGCCCAGCUGAGGAUAGAGGAAGUAUCUUGGGAGAUACGUUUUCAGAGGAAGUGGCAUCGCUUUUGCCCAGAGAAUGGCGAACAUAUGAAACAACCAGUGAUCAUGCUUUGAAGCCUACAGCAACACCAGAGGACUGCUCCAACAUGCGUGAAGAUCUAAGCUUUCUCCCUUAAAACCGGCACAUACUAGGAGCAGCCUUAAUAACCUAUGGUCAUAUGACACGUGUCGAGACACCAUGUUGUAAGAGAGAGGGAUGAGUGCCCUCUUGACUUGAAAAUUUGCACAUGCUCAAUGCUUACAUUGUGCGGUUCUGUGUCACUACAGCUUUUUUUCUCAUUUAAGCCAGACUCUCGAAAUCUUUCAAAACUUGUUUGUGGUCCGCACAACAAGGCGCAAAAGAAAGCUUUGAAAAAAACUUUUAAGACAAAAAAAUGCACUGACAUUAUUGGUUUUUUUUUUUUAAUUUAAUGUAGCCUGGACUUUACCUGCAUAUGCACAUGCUCAGAAUUGUCCUCCUAGGCUGACCUUAUAUCACCUCUUCAGCUUGGAUCCUUUUGUGGAUUGAUUUACAAACAUCAGACGCCUUCAAGCCAAUCCUCCAUGCUGUAUGUUUUGCAGCCUACUGUAGUAGAUAAGCAACAGAUAUGUAGGGGAAAAAAAAGAUAACAGGAGGAAGCUAAUAAGAGACUAUGUUAAGACUGUAUACCUUCUUGAUUUCCUUUGAGAAUUUGUUGCCUUUCUACUAUUACAGCAAAGCAGCAUUUUGUUACAGACUGCCUAAAAUCACUUAAUCUCAGGUGAACGCAUCACUUGCCAAACUGUCGGAAUGCUAUUUGUGUUUUGUUUUGUUGCACUGUCAUAUAUUUUUUUUUUUUUUUUGGUAGGUCAGCUUUUUGGAGGGGGCAUUUGAAUAAGGGACAUGCACAAAAGGGAUAAACCCACCCACAUUCCCUUUUUAUCCUUAUGUACGGGAAGAAAUGAGCAAAACUACAACGGAGCAAAGACAGUACCAGCAGCAGGCACUAGCAAUGGGCAAAGGGUUACCUUAAAAAAAAAAAAAGUCACACGCUGUCACACGCUAUUGGGGGUUCUCAGCCACCAGGAGGGGAAAGUCAAUUUAUUUUUAUAUAGUUAAGAACCAAAAAAAUGACAUAUGUUGUGAGCCUGUGCUCUGGCAGAAAGUAUAUUUUAAGGUGCAAGAAAUAAUGGGGAAAAUGGUUAGAGGACAUGGUUUGUGCAUGCUUUAUAUUCUGCUACCUCCAGAGAAGACGAAGUGCUUUCUUGCUAAACAGCGAUUCUCAGAAUUUAAGGAACUGAGUAAGAAUAUCAAAAUGACCUUGUCUAGCAGAAUAUUCGCUGGCGAAAGGAAGGUCUUCGUGGGGUCGAGAGUGUAUUUCUAGCUUGGGCCAACAGCUAUCAGUUGGCUUUUCUGUUGAGCAAAAAGCGUGGAGUGUAUGUGAGUGAGAAGCUUUCAGACAAGAGGGAGCAUUUCUUGGUUGGUAGGAUGACCGUUGGCUCCCAGGUCACAUAUACCAGCAUUCACGGCAGGAAACAUGAGCCUUUUCGGCACCGUCCUCAUUUUCCAGAAGUCACGUACCAACUUCUCGUAUCCCCAAAAUGAGGAGUCCUGAGUUUUCAACACAUAUCAAUGUUUCUGCUGUCCGAUUCUAACGAAGUGCGUGUUUGAUCCACCCUGCAGUUUAACCCCGUGCUUAGUGAAGUGGCUGAGAGCAGAGUGACUCAAACCUGUGCUUGUCCUGCUAUAGUACUGUCUUAAUUUUAUGCUUCAUACAAAAACAAAAUAGGCUUUUCCAUAAGUGGCCUUUAUGAAAACAUGGAAAACGAUUCAUGUUUGAAAAUGCUGACAGGGUGGAGAAAGCCCAACGUAAAGAAAAGGAACAAAUGAAUCGCGUUUUAAGUGAUUCUCUUAAUUAGUUCGGGCUACAGUAAACAAACUAAUACUAGAUAACAAGGAAAUGGGGGUGAAGUAUUUUUUUAUUCUUGCUAAACCAUUUUGUGAAUGCCCCCCUCCCCCAAAAAGCUGAUGGAAUACCUGGCAUAUAAGGGCAUUUGGUGGGUGUUUUCGGUUAGGGGGUUUUGUUAUGGUCUGAUAACCCCAUAUUCUUUUUUCUUCCUUUUUGUUUAACAGACUAGGGAACAAUUACUGUUAUGCAUAGCAUUGAAAUACUUAUCGGAGUGAAAUGCAAAAAUGACACAUGAAGCAGGGAUUGACCAAUAUUCUAGUCAUUGGCACCAGAUCACAUGAAGAAAAUGUGAUCCCGUUUAAAAUUUAAAAACUUUAUCAAAUAAAGUUUUCAUGAAAGUAUUUCUUUACUGUCUUGUUUAGAGGCAUUACUUUUUUCUCAUUAUUUUGAUAUUGGUCACUUCCUAAUCUUAUAAGAAAUGAGGUUCACUGUUGUAUUCCAGUAUUCAACAUGGAUUCCUGAUUUUUCAAUUAGGAAAAGACAAAAAUCCAAAAUGUUAGAGAAACAAAGUGCAAUAUUAAAUGUUUGCUUUAUAGAUCAUAUUCUAUGGCUGUUUGUACUUUUUUCCUUUUUUAUUUUUAGUUUUGGUGCUGAAUAUGUCCUUGUAGGCUCUGUUUUAAGAAAACAAUAUGUGGGAAAUGAUUUAAUUUUUCCAAUUGCUCUUCCUUGUGGAAAAUAAACUUUUUUUUUGUAAUA